AUGCACGUUUGCUCCUAUGCAUCUCUAAAUCCCGUAGAUGAAACAAAUAUUCCCAUUAGUGACGAUAUGAUCAAUAUUCGUGCGCCAACUUUUUAUGCGUGGCAGACUACGUUGUUGUACAUUUUUCUAACUGCUCAGCUUUGUGCCAUGUUAGCUCUGCUGUCGUACCUGUUCUCUCGUAAUGCUAAUCUGAAGAAAGCUGUACAUAUUAUAUUUUCCGGACUUGUAGCGCUGGCAGCAUUGAUCUCCAUUGGAUGCUGUAUAGCUUUUAUGAUUUUGUCACAUAUGGUCGAAUAUCGCUUCCAUCAUGUCUCUGUUAGCGGCAUAUAUGAAAAACGUCAGGGAUAUUCGUUUUACCUCGGACUCACUGGGUCAUUGCUAUAUCUACUCGCUCUGUUUCUUUCCAUUCCUAGGACUUUGAGCGUCAUUCGGGACCACUCGGGAUCUAGGGGUCCAAUUGAAACGAGCCACUAUCCUGCUUCUGGUAUGCGGUACACCCUUGAGGACGAUUUUGCCAUGCGUGGGCUUCCGAAUACCCCUCGAAAGGGCAGUUCUGACGUGAUUAUUCUGUCCUUUCUUGUGGCAGGUUUGAAUGUGAUGUCAGCUUUUAUCCGCACGCUUUUCAAAGCUCCUCCUAAUUACUCGUCAUUCAUCGAACUGUACGAAAAAAUUUUUGCUUAUGUUGUAGAGAAAUGCUGUAGUCGCAUCAAAGCAACUUCUUCCACCUCCUUGAUCGUCGCUGUUGUUGCUCAAAAUGUAAUUGGAUGUAUUGAUUGA
Molecule: messenger RNA, 777 nt
Organism: Cylicostephanus goldi
Lineage: Eukaryota; Metazoa; Nematoda; Chromadorea; Rhabditida; Strongylidae
Source: the annotation of a GenBank genome assembly